This is a messenger RNA of Dujonia railenensis, 1968 nucleotides long. The record is from the annotation of a GenBank genome assembly. Lineage: Eukaryota; Fungi; Ascomycota; Pichiomycetes; Serinales; Debaryomycetaceae.
AUGACCGACUCGUCUCCGUUCAUAGACCACCCCAGGUACGACGAUAUUGACGAUAGCACGAAACAGAUCAUAUCUAAGCUCCAGUUCCAGAUCUCAUCGAGCAAAACUGAACAGAGGCUUCUAGUGGAAAGUAAGAAGGAUCUUUCAAACCAGUACGAGCAGCUUUUAAAAGCCAAAAAUGAAGAACUUGAAUCGUUGAAAGUCAACUUCGAGUUCGUUUACAACCAGAGGGAGGCGCUAAAGUCCAAAUUGGAGAACAGUGAGCAGACAUCACUGGCCAAAAUCCAGGCUCUUCAAGCUUCAGUCGAUGAGAGCCACAGCACAGUGAAAACUCUAGAAAGACAAAAUUAUGAAUUGAAGUCCGAACUCAGCUUGGUACGUAAUUCUGGAGAUCAAGAACUGAAUACCAUAAGGUAUUUGAAAGAAGAAAACGAACAAUUGCAAGAGAGAAUCGACGAGUUAACGUCGGUAAAUAGCGAGCUUAUCGAUGAAAGAGAUCUGAUCAGCCAGAGGUUGAGACAGGAAGUCGACUCAAGCGCUGGUGCUAACUCAUAUCAACAUACACUCAAGACAAACAACUUGCAGUUGCAAAAAAUGAAUAACUCGCUUCAAUUGAAGGUCGAUCUGUUGCUACAGCAUAAGACAUCUGUAGAGAUACUAAAGCAGAAGAACCACACAUUGCAGCAGAAACUAGAUCAGCUAGAAUCUGUUCAAGAGAAAUGCUAUGAGUUGGAGAUAGAAGCGCUAGAUUUGAAGUCCCAGUUGGAAGAAUUCAAGAAAGUCUUUAGUGAAAUCGACCAAUCCGUAUCAAUUAAGUCAAUAGUCGACCAAUUUAAGCAGGUGACCAAUAAUAACCUUGUGCUUGAAGAUAAGUUUAAUCAAGCUAGGAUUGAAUUAGAUCAAGUGUUACGAGAGCUACAAAAGGUAAGCAAUGAAAAGAAAAAUGAAUUGGUACCGAAAAUCCAGUCAUUGACCGAAGUAUUGAAAAAUAGACAAGAGUUGGUUGAAAAGCUCGAGAAGCAAAAGUUACUUAACGUCAAAGAAAUCCAAUAUUUAAGGGAGCUGUUGAAGACUUUAGAUGACUUAAGUGUACCAAAGGGCGAAGACAACUCAGAAGUCAAGAGGUUAGAGAAAGUCAUUGAGAUUUACAAGGGAGAAAGAGAUGGUUUAAUUGAGAGAGUGAGGCAAACUGAACAACUGCAGACUAGUAUACCAGAUCCUUCUCCAGUACUUAAUUCUAGCGGUAAGCGUCCUAGAACUGCUAAUACAGAGGACGACGACACUAUAAACACCGCCCACUUUAAGCUUCAAAAGGAAAAUAUCUCAUUACUCUCUACAGUAAAGACUCUUCAAGAUGAAAUUUCCUCGCUCAAUUCCCAAAUUUCCAAAUUUCAUCAAGUUCAAACCAAAAAGGAGCAAAUUAAAGUUCUCCAACUAAGAGCAAAUAAUAUCUCCAAAGACCAAUUAGUUAAGCAACAUACUAUUGAUCUACUUCGAAAAGAAAACAAAGAUCUCAUUUCAAAUUCUCAAUCAGACAGCAUACCGAGGUCUGUAUUUGAACGCCAAGAAGACGAUAAAGAAAUUCUCCAAACAAAAAUUGAUCAGCUUUCUAAAAGAAUCAGUAGACUUCGUGAAGUGUAUUCUAAGAAAAGUUGUGAUAUAUUGUCGAUUAUCUCCAAAUUCUUUGGUUAUUCGGUAGAGUUUCUUCCUAGUCCCAUAAAUCCUGAAGAUUUGACCUCAUCCAGAAUAAAACUUGUUUCAAAGUAUAUCCAAGACUCCUCUGCAUAUCUCGUGAUAGAUGUUAACUCAAAGUUAUUAAAAGCAAAUGGUUCUAAUGAUUUCAAACAGAUGUGUGAAGAAUUGGUCACUAAUUGGGUAAAUGGGAAGGAUCAAAUCCCUUGCUUCUUAGGAGCUUUGAAUUUGAAGUUGUAUGCGUCAUAUGAAAAACGAAAAAGUGCUGAAAACUAA